Messenger RNA from Lolium rigidum, 519 nucleotides. Its product is annotated as mitochondrial import inner membrane translocase subunit Tim9. NCBI's taxonomy places the organism in Eukaryota, Viridiplantae, Streptophyta, Magnoliopsida, Poales, Poaceae. The transcript has 2 exons. The record is from RefSeq and is a predicted model, not a curated record. Bases 95 to 376 code for a protein of 93 amino acids.
UUAGAUCUCGUGUCCCCUUUCCUCCCCAAGCCCGUCCUCCCUUCUUCCCCCAAACCCUAGCUUUCCUCGCCGUGCGGCGGCGGCGGCGGCAGCCAUGGACAAGAGUAUGCUCGGCGACCUCGACAACCUCCCCGAGGAGGACAAGAUGCGCAUGGCCGUCAUGGUCGACCAGCUCCAAGUCCGCGACAGUCUACGGAUGUACAACAACCUGGUGGAGAGGUGCUUCACCGACUGCGUUGAGACAUUCCGCCGCAAGACCCUGGACAAGCAAGAGGAGUCAUGCGUCCGCCGCUGCGCCGAGAAGUUCCUGAAGCACUCCAUGAGGGUCGGCAUGCGAUUCGCUGAGCUUAACCAGGGCGUUGCCACACCCGACUAACCGAAUGAUGUGUCCUUGUCCUUCAAGUUUCUAACAUUGGACGUUUGGUCAGGAUCAGUUUGUAAUCCUUGAAAGGUUUUCAAGUACUUCGUGAACCCACUGCUGGUUAUCAAGUUAAAUAAAGUUUAUCUUGAAUUAUGGUA